CUGAACUGCCUCCAGAAAAGAGCCCCUUAGUCAGGAACCACAGAAACAGCGGCGGCGGAGCAGGGGCAGAUGGUUUCUCCCUGAGGCGCUCCGCCCCGCUUGACAGGCUCCGCCCUCCUGGUCCCGCCUCCUCCUGGCACCCAGCGGACUCUCAGCCACAGCCGGCCGCGGGCAUCAUGGGCACAGCCUCGUCGCUGGUGAGUCCCACUGGCGGGGAGGUGAUCGAGGACACGUACGGGGCAGGCGGCGGCGAGGCCUGCGAGAUCCCGGUGGAAGUGAAGCCCAAGGCCCGCCUGCUGCGCAGCUCGUUCCGCAGGGGCGCUGGAGCCGGGCCCGGGUCGCUGCCUCGCGCGGCAGGGGGCGGCGGGCUGCUGGGCGCCAGCUUCAAGUCCACCGGCUCGUCUGUGCCCGAGCUAGAGUAUGCGGCGGCCGAGUUCGAGCGGCUCAAGAAAGAGUAUGAGAUCUUCCGGGUCAGCAAGAACCAGGAGUUGCUGUCCAUGGGCCGCCGAGAGGCCAAGCUGGACACCGAGAACAAGCGGCUGCGGGCGGAGCUGCAGGCACUUCAGAAAACUUACCAGAAGAUACUUCGGGAAAAAGAGGGUGCAUUAGAAGCAAAAUACCAAGCCAUGGAGAGAGCGGUCACAUUUGAACAUGACAGAGACAGGGUUAAAAGGCAAUUCAAGAUUUUUAGGGAGACCAAAGAAAAUGAAAUUCAAGACUUACUGAGGGCCAAGCGAGAGUUGGAGAGCAAACUUCAGAGGCUGCAGGCUCAGGGGAUCCAAGUGUUCGACCCUGGGGAGUCUGACUCUGAUGACAACUGCACAGAUGUCACUGCUGCAGGAACGCAAUGUGAGUACUGGGCCAGCAGAGCCCUGGGCAGCGGGCAUUCCAUAGGCAGCAUGAUCCAGCUCCCGCAGCCCUUCAGAGGCCCCGAGUUCGCCCACAGUUCUAUAGAUGUGGAAGGACCCUUUGCAAACAUCAACCGAGAUGACUGGGACGCUGCUGUGGCUGGUUUAUUACAGGCCACGCCCUUGUUCUCACGUUCCCUUUGGAGUCACCCUGUCAGGUGUUACCUCAUCUACACAGAUGAAACCCAGCCCGAAAUGGAACUGUUCCUUAAGGACCAUUCACCUAAACUUAAAAGAAUGUGCGAGACAAUGGGAUCUUUCUUCCUCGCUGUUUAUUUUCCAUUAGAUGUUGAAAAUCAGUACCUCACUGUAAGAAAAUGGGAAAUCGAGAAGAGUUCUUUAGUUAUUUUAUUCCUUCACUCAACAUUACCCAGUUUUUUACUGGAAGACUGUGAAGAAGCCUUUCUGCAAAACCCAGAAGGAAAGCCAGGAUUAAUCUACCACCGUUUGGAGGACGGGAAAGUCACUUGCGACUCUGUCCAGCAGUUCCUGGAUCAAGUUUCCAACCUAGGCAAGACCACUAAAGCCAAGAUCAUCGAACACUCGGGAGAUCCUGCAGAGGGAGUGUGUAAGAUUUACGUGGGUGUGGAAAAGAUUAUUAAACAGGACAUCCUUGGCCUCGAGAACACAGACGUGGAGGAGAAGGAUGGGGGCAGUGAGGAUUCCACUCCAGAAGAAGACGAUUUUGGGGAUGUUCUGUGGGACAUACACGAUGAGCAAGAGCAGAUGGAAGCCUCUCAGCAGGCUUCUAGCUCCGCCCAUGAACUGGGAUUCGAGAAGUAUUACCAACGCCUGGAUGAUCUGGUGGUGGCACCAGCCCCGAUCCCACCCCUCCUGGUUUCUGGCGGACCAGGUUCUGGGAAGUCCCUUCUUUUAUCAAAAUGGAUUGAGCUGCAGCAGAAGCAUUUCCCGAACACCCUGAUCCUGUCUCAUUUUGUGGGGCGGCCAAUGUCAACCAGCUCAGAGUCCUCCUUGAUUAUCAAGCGGUUGACCCUGAAGCUGAUGCAGCACUUCUGGGCAGUUUCUGCACUGACACUGGAUCCUGCUAAGCUUCUGGAGGAAUUUCCACAUUGGCUGGAGAAGCUCUCUGCCCGGCAUCAGGGCAGCAUCAUCAUCAUCAUCGAUUCCAUCGAUCAAGUUCAGCAAGUGGAGAAACACAUGAAGUGGCUGAUAGACCCCCUGCCGGUGAAUGUCAGAGUCAUUGUUUCUGUGAACGUGGAGACCUGCCCCACAGCGUGGAGGUUGUGGCCUACACUGCAUCUCGAUCCUUUAAGCCCCAAGGACGCCAUAUCUAUAAUAACAGCAGAAUGCCACUCCAUGGACAUGCCGUUGAGCAGAGAGCAGGAGAAGAUGCUAGAACAGCACUGCCGUCCAGCCACAACGCGCCACGCCCUCUAUGUCACCCUUUUCAGCAAGAUGAUGGCCUGUGCCGGGAGAGGGGGCAACGUAGCUGAAACCCUCCGUCAGUGCCUGCAGUGUCAGGACACAGUGUCACUGUACAAACUCGUCCUCCACCACGUCCGGGAGUCCAUGCCAAGUGACAGGGAUAAAGAGUGGAUGACACAGAUCCUCUGCCUCAUCAACGUUAGUCACAAUGGCGUGAGUGAGUCAGAGCUGAUGGAGCUGUAUCCAGAGAUGUCCUGGCUCUCUCUAAUCUCCAUCAUUCACAGUUUACACAAAAUGCACCUGCUGACUUACAGCUGUGGCCUACUCAGGUUUCAGCAUCUACAGGCCUGGGAAACAGUGAGGCUGCAGUACCUGGAGGACCCUGCCCUCGUGUCUUCAUAUAGGCAAAAGCUCAUUAACUAUUUUACCUCACAGCUCAGUCAGGACAGAGUGACCUGGAGAAGCGCAGAUGAGCUCCCAUGGCUCUUCCAGCAGCAGGGGAGCAAACAGAAGCUGCACAGCUGCCUCCUCAAUCUCUUCGUGUCUCAGAACCUUUACAAAAGAGGACACUUCGCCGAGUUGCUGAGUUACUGGCAGUUUGUAGGCAAAGACAAAGGUGCCAUGGCGACCGAGUACUUUGAGUCCCUGAAGCAGUAUGAGAACAGCGAAGGCGAGGAGAACAUGCUGUGCCUAGCCGACCUGUAUGAAACCCUCGGCCGGUUUCUGAAGGACCUGGGACUUCUCAGUCAGGCCGUGGUGCCUUUGCAGAGGUCCCUAGAAAUUCGGGAGACAGCCUUAGAUCCCGAUCACCCGAGAGUAGCCCAGUCCCUCCACCAACUGGCCGGUGUGUACGUGCAGUGGAAGAAGUUCGGGGAUGCGGAGCAGCUGUAUAAACAGGCCUUGGAGAUCUCAGAAAACGCUUAUGGUGCAGACCAUCCGCAUGCUGCUCGUGAACUGGAGGCGCUGGCGACUCUGUACCACAAACAAAAUAAGUAUGAACAAGCUGAACAUUUUAGGAAAAAAUCAGUUAUAAUUCGUCAGCAAGCCACAAGGCGAAAGGGCAGCCUGUACGGGUUUGCCCUUCUACGCAGGCGGGCUCUGCAGUUGGAAGAGCUCACCUUGGGCAAGGACAAGCCUGAGAACGCCCGCACCCUCAAUGAGCUGGGUGUCCUCUACUUCCUUCAAAAUAACCUCGAGACAGCAGAGCAGUUUCUGAAGCGUUCCUUGGAAAUGAGGGAGCGGGUUCUGGGGCCGGAUCACCCAGACUGCGCACAGUCCCUGAAUAACCUGGCAGCUCUUUGCAAUGAGAAAAAGCAGUACGAGAAAGCAGAGGAGCUGUAUGAGCGUGCCCUGGACAUCCGGAGACGCGCCCUGGCUCCGGACCACCCUUCCCUGGCCUACACCGUGAAGCACCUUGCAAUCUUGUAUAAGAAAACGGGAAAAGUUGACAAAGCUGUACCUCUGUAUGAAUUGGCUGUUGAAAUUCGGCAGAAAUCCUUUGGCCCAAAGCACCCCAGUGUAGCUACUGCCUUGGUAAACUUGGCAGUCCUUCAUAGCCAAAUGAAAAAGCACAGUGAAGCCCUGCCACUAUAUGAAAGAGCAUUAAAGAUUUAUGAAGAUAGCUUGGGGCGAACGCAUCCUCGAGUUGGAGAAACACUGAAAAAUUUAGCUGUGCUCAGCUAUGAAGAAGGGAAUUUUGAAAAGGCUGCUGAACUGUACAAAAGGGCAAUGGAAAUAAAAGAAGCAGAGACAUCACUUUUGGGUGGAAAAGCUCCUUCAAGGCAGUCAUCAAGUGGAGACUCAUUUCUCUUUAAAACAACUCAUUCCCCUAACGUUUUUCUUCCCCAAGGGCAAAGCUAACUGUCAAUUGUUUGCAAGGAUACUUCAAGAUAAAACAGCUAAACAUCUGGAAUAUUCUAACUCAGUGUUUUUAAAGAAAAUCUUUUUUUUUUCCAUCUUAGUGUUAUUUAACUGGCAUUUGUAUGAAGUUGUAUUGAAUUACAUUGAAUUGUCGUGUCAAGUUUAAAUUGAUUAAAGAACCUGUUUCCUAUGGGAUGAGAUCCAGGAUGACGACAUCAGCACUCAGUGGCAUGAGGAGUGGCUUGGUCUCUGCAACAAGAGCUGGCAGGAUCUCAUGGUUUAAGAAAUCCACAGUUCUUUUUUCUCCCUCCAGAGCAGCCUUAGCUCUGGCCAUUCACUGUCUGUUCCUAGCAGGGCUCUGAGCCAGUUCUCUGCCUCAGAGAACUUUCAAGGGCUAAAGGGACGUUUAUAAAAAGUCGGAACAGUCUUCAGUGAAACGAACUAGAUAAGAACUCUUGUUUGUUUUCCUUUUUCUGGGUUUGUGUGAGGAUAUGUGUGCACACACACACACACACACACAUACACACACACACAUGCAUGUACACAUGGAGGACAGAGGUCAGCCUUGGGUAUCAUUCCUCAGGCGCUGUCCACCGUGACUGUUUUUGGUUUUUUUGUUUUUGGUUUUUGGUUUUUUGAGACAGGGUCUCAGUGACCUGGUGCUCUUAACUAGUCUGACUGGCAGUCCACAUCCUAGUGACCCAUACCCCUGCCUCUAUCUCCUAAGACAGGAAUACAAGCUUCCAUCUCUACCCCCAGUUCUCUAAAGUGGGUUCUGGGGGGUUGAACUUGGGUCCUUAUGCUUACAUGGCAGACGCUUCACAAACUGAGCUAUCACCCUAGCCUCUUACCACAUUGUGAAUCUCUGUAGCUUGGGGUGACCAUGAACUCUUGAUCACCCCCCACCCCAGAGUGUUGGGACCUCAGGGGCAUGCUGCCACAGCUGGCUUUGCUUUUGGGCCUUCCUCUUCCCUAAGCUGGUUUAGCCAGCCCCGCUUUCUGUGCUGUCUCCAGGAAGCUUCUCACAGUGCUGCAGUGUCCGAUGGCAUGUGUGCCAGGCUCUUUACCAUUCUCAUCUUGCUUACUGUGGGACAGGUCUAAAAAGCCAGCUACUCGUGGGAUGAGGCACAGGUUCUCAAGGUUAGUACCAGCUUAGAGUAUGGGGUGAGUUCAAGGCCAGCCUGGGCACCUUAGUGAAGCCUUGUCACAAAAUAGAAUAGAGCUAAAGACACAGCAGUAGUAUGCCUCAGACCCUGGGUUUAGUCCUCAGCACACACACACAUACAAAAAGCCAUGACAAAUCCAUUUCUUUCGUAAAUGGUCAGAAUCAGUCUUGCCUUACCUCGCUUAGUUGGUGUUUUUAUACUGGAAAUUAAAUAUUUUUAUAGAUUUGAUAAAUAUUGCCACAUUUUAGAUAUUUGUUUUUAUUUGUAUAUUUAUAGUAAAAUUUUCAAUGAUUUAAAAUCUUAUAAGAUCCCAAUAUGUAUUAUUGUAAAGAUGACAGGCAUAAAAAAAUGUAUGUUUUAAAAUAAAAGUGUAAGUGCAAGUUCUCUCAUUUUGCAUUCUGUAUUAGAGGGCUAUUUUGCAUAGUUAUUUAAGAAUAAACUUUGAACAUG
This is a messenger RNA of Mus caroli (Ryukyu mouse), 5770 nucleotides long. RefSeq names its product nephrocystin 3 (gene Nphp3). The record is from RefSeq and is a predicted model, not a curated record. Gene Ontology annotation, molecular function: protein binding. Lineage: Eukaryota; Metazoa; Chordata; Mammalia; Rodentia; Muridae. Gene Ontology annotation, biological process: kidney morphogenesis; convergent extension; kidney development. Gene Ontology annotation, cellular component: ciliary base; ciliary inversin compartment.